Molecule: messenger RNA, 591 nt
Organism: Babesia sp. Xinjiang
Lineage: Eukaryota; Apicomplexa; Aconoidasida; Piroplasmida; Babesiidae
Exons: 3
Coding region: 1-591 (196 amino acids)
Source: RefSeq, a predicted model, not a curated record
AUGGCAAAGGGGGAAGAUAAGAAGCCGGGGAAAGCGGAAGUUGCCACUAAGGCAAAACGCCAAACUACCAAGGCAAUUGACAAAUCAACCAAGAAGAGUGUGAAAAAGGCAGAUGAUAAGGUAAAAGAUAAAAAGAAGGUCGUAAAAAAGACGACUGAGAAAUCUGCAAGCUCAGAUACUGGUAAAGGUAGUAAAAAGAAGACCGAAAAGAAAGAGACAACGAAAACCUCCAAAAGAACAACAAAAGCUGUAAAAACUGAACCUGCGCCAUCACCAUUUAGUAAAAUAGGUCAAAAACAUGUCACACCGCCAAAGGGUGAUGGAACACGAGGAUUCUACGAAAGUCUAUAUGAAGCACACCCAAAUAGUGUAUUGGCUAUAGUAUACUGUGUGGAACAUGGGCUCUUCGGUGGUCAGAAACACCAAGAACUUUAUGAGCGCUAUCAGGAGAUGCGAAAACAAGGAUUUCUUAAAGGGGGAUCAGGCGGCGUUCGUGCAGCUGCAGUACAGUUUCUGCAGAAGUUGGACAAAAAGGCCUCAAAAAAACUUGUAAAACAAGAACAUGAAAAUAAAAUCGCAGAGGCUGCAUAA